AUGGCCAACGAGGUCGUCUUUGCACGGCAGUUCCUGUCGCAGCUCGAUGCGCUGCCCACCAAGCUAUCACCGGACCAUGUGGAGGAUCCAAGAUCAUACCCAGCCAGGGCCGCCUACAUCCUCCCGAGGCCGCCCAAGGCCAUGAGCAAGCCGCAGGGCCGGGCCGCGGCGCCGGGCUCAGAUCGCAGCGUGGCCGUGUCGCUGCGGUCGCUGCGCAACCCGCCGCUCGACAUCAAGCUCGCGCCGCAGCCCGUAUCGACGACGUCGGUGCAGGACGUCAAGGCCGCCGCCGCCGAGCAGGCGGGCCUCCCCGCCGACAAGAUGAAGCUGCUGUUCAAGAAGAAGCCCGUGGCGGACAGCAAGACGCUCGCGGAGCUUUUGGAAGGCAGCGGCGACGGCGACACGGCCGUCGUCGAGUUCACUGUCAUGGUGCUCGGCGGCGCCGUCCCCAGUCGGCCGGCGGCUGGUGCCGAGGCUGGAGACGUGCAGAUGAAGGAUGUGGCGGCGGCCGCGGCGCCGGCUUCGACGUCCACGGCUCAAGGGGUCAGCGGCGUCGACGUGCUCAAGACUGACGACUUUUGGACGGACCUCAAUGGCUUCCUGCUGCAGAGGGUGAGGGAUGAGAAGGUAGCGGAUGAGGUGUCUGGCUUGUUCCGAAAAGCUUGGGAAAACAAGUCAUGA
This is a messenger RNA of Pyricularia pennisetigena, 681 nucleotides long. RefSeq lists its product as uncharacterized. The record is from RefSeq and is a predicted model, not a curated record. The transcript has 2 exons. NCBI's taxonomy places the organism in Eukaryota, Fungi, Ascomycota, Sordariomycetes, Magnaporthales, Pyriculariaceae. Gene Ontology annotation, molecular function: protein binding. Bases 1 to 681 code for a protein of 226 amino acids.